This is a messenger RNA of Fragaria vesca subsp. vesca, 662 nucleotides long. RefSeq lists its product as uncharacterized. The record is from RefSeq and is a predicted model, not a curated record. The transcript has 3 exons. Bases 38 to 526 code for a protein of 162 amino acids. NCBI's taxonomy places the organism in Eukaryota, Viridiplantae, Streptophyta, Magnoliopsida, Rosales, Rosaceae.
UCUCUCUCUUCCUCUCUUUCUCCCUGUGACUCUCACCAUGCAAAGACAGUCCCUGGGCUCACCGCUCUCCAAGCUCCACCAGGCCCACGGCGGCGACGACUCUCUCGACGACAAGCGCUCCUCCAAGGACAUUUUAGCCUUUUCCGCCUCAUCCUCCUCUCCAGACUUCGACGACGACAGCAAAGCAACAAAGCCGCACCGACUGUCGUCACCGCCGCCCACCUCUCCGGACAAAGUCAUCCACGUCAUCCCUAUCCUCACCGUCCUCUGCUUCCUCAUCCUCUUCCUCUUCUCCCACACUCCCUCCCCCUCAGAUUUGGCUCAGUUCAAUGGCUUCACUCGACUCCCUUCGGCCAAGCGCAUAGAUUCUGCUGACGACGAAGUCGGCGUCGGCGUCGGCGUCAAACGAUUCAUCGACAUAAGUAAGAGCGAUGUUUUGGCGAUCCGGAGCCUGAGGGAGGUAGGAUCCGAAACCCGGAGACUCGCCCCGAGAUCUCGCUCCCACAGAAAAAUCGCCGAUUUCUAAGCCGCAUUCCCUGGUUCUCUUCUCUACUCUCUUCCAUCAUCUUCCUCCAUUUCCAUACUGCCGGUUCUCCGGCCACUAGCGGAACGUCGCACGUGCGACGCUCGUCAGCUUUAGUUUUUCUCGCAGGUGCAUAAUU